This is a messenger RNA of Haliotis rufescens (red abalone), 3426 nucleotides long. Its product is annotated as solute carrier organic anion transporter family member 4A1-like. Gene Ontology annotation, biological process: sodium-independent organic anion transport; transmembrane transport. The record is from RefSeq and is a predicted model, not a curated record. Gene Ontology annotation, cellular component: membrane. Lineage: Eukaryota; Metazoa; Mollusca; Gastropoda; Lepetellida; Haliotidae. Gene Ontology annotation, molecular function: protein binding. The coding region runs from base 96 to 2201 and encodes 701 amino acids. The transcript has 14 exons.
GCUUGGCAUGCCCUUUAGUAGACUCACUUGCAGUUUCGCUCGUUCCUUGAGGAGUGAACACCUUUCUCGGUCACUCAGAGUUGAUAUAGCACUAAAUGAGCACCCAAAAUAUGAUGCGAUCAGAGUCGGAGGACCCUGGCUUGGACAAUAAAGCAUACGAGUGUGACGCCAAUGGCUCGACCAACCACGAGGUCAAACCUAAACAAGAGAAGGAUGGAUUUCAGAAUGUCGGUUUCUCCAGAUCGGCUGAUGACGUUUUCGUGUCCAUCCCGGCGUCAAAGGAGGUGACGACGACAUCCGCAAAGCCCUACGGAGGUGACGAGGAGAAGAUGUACCGGUACGGAUGGCGUGGUUUUAAACCAGGUUUCAUACAGAAAUUCAACAGAAUCGGAAUCUUCGUCUUCUGGGCUAUAGUACUCUGUGUUACCGAGGGUUUUACAGUGAACGGGAUAGCCAAUGCAGCUUUACCUCAUCUAGAGAAACAGUUCGGCCUCCAAAGCUCCAAAUCUGCCCUGAUAACAAGUUCCCAGGACAUAGGAGCCCUGGUCGUUGUCCUGUUCGUCAGCUUCAUCGGAGGCCGGUACAACAAGGCGUCUUGGGUCGCCGGGGGCUCGCUCAUCAGUGCCGUCGGGUCUUUCUUGUUUAUGGUUCCUCAUAUGGCUACAAAUGCCCCCGUUAUAGCUUCUUCUGGUAGUUCUUCUGUGUCACCCAUAUGUGAUCUCCAGAAUUCGACUUCCGGUUCCGGUCCUACGUCUGGGGACGGUAGUGGGCUGUCCCAUUAUCUAGGGGUGUUCAUGAUCGCUCAGAUGGUUCACGGGGUAGGCUUCACACCCAUGUUAUCACUUGGAACAGCCUAUAUUGAUGAGAACGCGGAACCCGCGUCAGCAGCUAUAUACGUCGGUUUGACGUAUGCUGCGGCUGCAGUCGGGGUCGCAAUUGGGUUCUUUGCCGGAGGCCAGUUGACGGAGAAGUUUUACGUGGAUUAUGACAGGGUGGAUCAGGCAAGUUUAGAUUUCGGGCCCCGCGACCCGCGUUGGAUCGGAGGAUGGUGGAUCGGGUUUACAGUAUCGGUUUUGCUGUUCGCGUUGGCAUCCAUCCCGUUGUUUGGCUUCCCGAGGGCUAUACCAGGGGGUGAAAAACACCGCAAUGAACUGGCGCAAGACGCGAAUGGCCGUGAGGAGAAACCUGUUCUUACUGUGAUCAAAGACACCGUCGUAGAUUUCUUUAAAGCUGUUUUGAAAUUUCUGGGUAACUUGGAGUUGAUGUUUCUCAGUCUUGGGGGAGCUGCCGAGGCGCUCAUUAUCCUCGGAGUGGGGGCGUUUGCGUUCAAAUACCUGGCUGAACAGUAUGACAUGCCCUUUGAUCAGGCCGGCUACCUGUUAGGAGGUCUAAUAUUGUUCAGCGCUUUUGGGAUGGUGCUUGGUGGUAUCCUCAUCCGGGUAUUUCACCUUGAGGGGGUAGGGAUGGCGAGACUCAACGUCGGCCUGUGUGUUCUGUCCAGCAUCCUGGGGUUCGCACUGCUGGCCAAGUGCCCCAAUGUCCAGUUGGCAGGCACGGAAAUACCUUACCCGGGCGAGAGCUCUGUGGCUGCCAACAACGCAACGUGUCGUGGGUCAUGUGACUGCUCGAAGCAGAUGUACAACCCCGUGUGCGGCGCUGACGACAUCGUCUACUACUCCCCGUGUCACGCCGGCUGUAUCAACCAGACCACCCUCGGACCAUUAGCUACUUACGGCAACUGCAGUUGUGUGGCACAUAGUAUGAACAGAACUACCAAUGACGUCAUUUCCACUGCCGUAAAGGGGCGGUGUGAUAUUGACUGUAACAACCUGUACAUCUUAGCGCCUCUACUUUUUGUUAUGCUUCUAUCAGUAUUAACGACAACAACACCGGUUUCCAUGGCAACACUCAGAUGCGUGGAUCCGCAGCUGAAGCCAUUUGCACUGGGAUUCCAGUGGAUGCUGAUGAGGCUGUUAGGUUCCAUCCCAGGGCCGGUGCUGAUUGGCUUCGUUCUGGAUUCCUCCUGUGAAAUCUGGAGUCCCCCUUCUCCAGAUGGGACCCGGUUCUGCAUGCUCUAUAACAAGCAAAGGAUGUCCAUAGGUGUGUUCACGUGGUGGAUUGUUGUCAACAUCAUUGCGGCACUUUGCUUUUUGAUAGCUUCCUUUGCCGGUGCACGGAAGAGGAAGUCAAUGGACCUGUAGACCCACGAGCAACAGUUUUGUUUUUUAUGAGAUUGUGACUUUGCAUUGAAUUCCCUUCAUAUUUUGGUUCGAAGGAGUGUUCAGUGCUGACUGUGGACGUUGGUCAACGGUUGGUUUCCAUGGUAACAUUUCGCUUGUACAGAGAUCAUAUGCUUGUAUAAAGGUACAGAGACAAGUCCCGAGUUGACAUGAUCACAUGCAUCUGAUUGGUCAACAAAUUUACAAAAGGGGUCGAAAUGUAGACCAUUAUUAUUUUCGGUGGCAAUAUUCAAUACCUAUGAACACUUGUUAGUGGAGCCAGACAAUACUUAUCCAUACGCAUUAGAAUCCAUAUCACUUUGCUGGCCGUAAGUCACAAAACCUGCGGUAUUACUUAUCAUCAUGUAAUGUCCAAGCAAACCUCCUUAACCCAGACAGCAUCGUUCCCAAUGAAAUCGUUCGGUUAAACGAUACUACGCAAUACGGUGUUAUCUGCCUUUCAUAUGUAACUUUAAAUUCGCGAAAUUUAAAUUCUUACAAAAGUUUUUGUGUUCUUUAUACAAUUGAUGUAGCGACAUAACUGAUUCUUGUCAGUAACGAUAAGCGUUAGAUGAUUGAUCAGCCUACAAAGGCAUAUAGUACAUAUCAAACUUAUUAUAAUUACAUUACAUUUAUCGAUACAUUUACACAUACAGCUACCACCACCCACCUCACCCCAACAAGAUGACAUGCACUGUUAUAACUGCAAUACUACUAAAUGUACACGCACGGUGCUAUCAAUGUUACACAUUGUUUGUAGUUUAAGUUCCAUGCUCGUUGAAUUCUCGCUGCACCCUCAUCCUACUCACUUUAAUUACUUGAAGGUAGUCAUCGAGUCGUACUAAAAGGAUAGAAGAUUUAAAUUAACACGUGACCUAAAUACGUCACAGUUGAAUUGUUUUCUGCAUACGUUUGCAGCAUAACAACUUGAUUAAACCUACUUCUCAAAAUAAUGGAGGAAUCGUAUAGAGCCCUGUGGAUUUCUUACACAAAGGGUACACUUCAGGUGUUUGUGAAAUAACUGUUGGAUGGCUGUUUUUGCCCUUAAGAACAUUUUUAUGCAGGAGGUCCUGCCUUGUACAUGGAUACAUCAGUAUAGUCUAAUGUUUACACAUUUUGUUAUAUAUUUGUUCAAAAUGAUUUACGUUUUAUGUAGUAUGUAAUCUUUGAUUUUUAUUUGACAAGUUAAUAAAAUGUUCUUGUUGGA